GUUUUGCAAAAAACCACCGCUUUUUCUCACGUACUUUUUUGCAAAUCAGCGAUGGCAAACGGCGAUGAUGAAUUACCUAUGGCUGCAAAUAUGUUUGUGGUUCCUCAGACAAGAGGUACUGUCUUGUGUUGCAAGUGCGGUAUUCCGAUGAUGCCAAAUCCUUCCAACAUGUGUGUGACAUGUCUACGGUCUGAGGUUGACAUCACGGAAGGUUUAUGGAAGCAUGUGACCAUUAUGCAUUGUCCUAAGUGUGAUAGCUACUUGCAGCCCCCUAGAACUUGGAAAAAAGCUCAGUUGGAAUCAGAGGAUCUCUUGAAGUUUUGUGUGAAACGACUGGAGACUAAUUUGAAAAAAGUUAGGGUAGUAAGUGCUGAAUUUAUUUGGACUGAACCUCAUUCUAAGAGAAUCAAUGUUAAGCUGAAAGUUCAGAAAGAGGUUCUUAACGGAGCGUUUCUUGAGCAAUCUUAUGUUGUUGAGUUUGUUCAGCAAAAUCACAUGUGUGAAUCAUGUACAAGGUUUCAGACCAAUCCUGACCAGUGGGUAGCUGCUGUUCAGCUCAGACAACGUGUUGCACAUAGGCGAACAAUCUUUUACCUGGAGCAACUCAUCCUGAAGCAUGAUGCUGCUUUCCAUGCCAUUAAAAUCAAGCAGAUGGAUCAGGGAAUUGAUUUUUUCUUUGCUAACAGGAGUCAUGCUGUCAAGUUUGUGGAAUUUGUGGGUAAAGUCGCUCCAACAAAGAGUAGACAUAACAAACAGCUUGUUUCUCAUGAUGCUAAGAACAAUAGCUACAAUUAUAAGUAAACAUUCUCGGUUGAAAUAUCUCCCAUUUGCCGUGACGAUUUAAUUUGUUUGCCUAUAAGAGUUGCUGCUAGUUUAGGGAAUCUUGGUCAACUUGUGAUCUGCACAAAAGUGACAAACAACAUUACAUUGCUGGAUCCAUUAACUCUAAGGCAGUGUUUCUUGGACACUGAGCAGUAUUGGAGGUAUUCCUUUCAGUCUCUACUUGGUAGCAAGCAGCUGGUGGAAUAUCAUGUCUUCAAUGUUGAAGUUGUUUCUUCUAGACAUAAUUUGGGGGGCUCCAAAUAUGUUUUAGCAAAUGUUGAUUUGUUUCGUGUAACUGAUUAUGGAAAGUUGUUACACACAACAACACAUCUAGGCCAUAUUUUGAAGCCUGGAGAUCGUGCUCUUGGUUAUGACCUUUAUGGGGCUAACAUUAAUGAUAUUGAACUAGACAAGCGUGGAGAAGAUGAGAUUCCUAAGGUAAUUUUGAUAAAGAAGAGCUAUGAAGAGAAGCGCCAUAAGAAGCGUGGGAAGCCUCGUCCAUGGAAGCUUAAGUCCCUUAAUAUGGAACUUGAUGAAUCAAAAGGUAGAGCUCAUGAAGAGAAGAUGAACUCAGAGUACGAAGAGUUCUUGAGAGAUCUGGAAGAGAACCCUGAAUUAAGGUUCAACUUGUCAUUUUACCGCAACAAAGAUUACCAGCCAUCAGAAAUGCUAUCCGAGUCUGAUGGGGAUGAUGUGCCUUCUGUUCCAUUGGAAGAGUUGCUUGCUGAUCUUGAGUUGAGCGAACAAGAAGAUGGUGAAGAUAUCAUGAGUGAAUGAUCUGUGUUUUAUUUUUCUUUUACCU
This is a messenger RNA of Durio zibethinus, 1624 nucleotides long. RefSeq lists its product as uncharacterized. NCBI's taxonomy places the organism in Eukaryota, Viridiplantae, Streptophyta, Magnoliopsida, Malvales, Malvaceae. The record is from RefSeq and is a predicted model, not a curated record. Gene Ontology annotation, molecular function: ribosomal large subunit binding. Gene Ontology annotation, cellular component: nucleus; cytoplasm. Gene Ontology annotation, biological process: ribosomal large subunit export from nucleus.